GGGAUACGACAGUUCACCCGUGAUUUAGGAACAAGUCCGCUCUCCGUGCGUUAGGAAUGCGUCACUUCACCAUGCUCAUUUCACCGGCACGCGAGGAUACGUGACGUCACGCCGCUUAGAGCGAGGUGCGUAAGUUAACACAUUGUGGCACGUGACUUUAGAAAGAUGUGUGAUAUCAAAAAUACGUGCACAUUUUCUCGCUUAGAGCGUUUGACCCUAGCGUGCCGUCUUCAAAUAAUAAGUCCUGCCGGGCUGUAUCAACUGCACAGUACAUGGCAUUCAAAUGUACUAGUAGAUUAAGCUUGUUACACAAUAGUGUCAUCAGAUCUACGCCGACGGGUGUAACCCAAACGGUAAUAACACAGUUAUUUUUAUUUAAUUAUUUUUUUUGUUGAGCAGACUGAGUUUUUUGGGUUUGUUUCUUGGCCGACGCAUGGUUGGUAGUGUUUAGGACUACGGUGUUAGAAGGAUUUCUUCACCCAGUGAGGACAGCAAUGUCAUUGGCGUACUUGUUUCACGUAGAUUAUAACUAUUACGACCUCUAUCUUCAUCUUUACUAUUAUUUAUGUCAUUUUUGAGGCAAAGAAGCGCCCUGGUUAUGUAAUAAUGAUACAAAUAUCAAGGCGACGUCCAAUUAAGACUUUCAGACUGCUUAUGUCAAAGAUUGAUAUCAUUGUUAUGUCAAAGAGUGAAGUCAUUGUUAUGUCAAAGCGUGAGGCAAUUGUUAUGUCAAAGAGUGAAGUCAUUGUUAUGUCAAAGAGUGAAGUCAUUGCUAUGUCAAAGAGUGAAGUCAUUGCUAUGUCAAAGAGUGAAGUCAUUGCUAUGUCAAAGAGUGAAGUCAUUGUUAUGCUAAAGAGUGAAAUCAUUAUUAGGUCAAAGAGUGAAGUCAUUGUUAGGUCAAAGAGUGAAAUCAUUGUUAGGUCAAAGAGUGAAAUUAUUGUUAUGUCGAAGAGUGAAAUCAUUGUUAUAACAAUGAGUGAAAAUCAUUGUUAGGUCAAAGAGUGAAAUCAUUCAAAGACUGAAAUCAUUGUGAUGUCAAAGAGUGAAAUCAUUGUGAUUUCAAAGUGUGAAAUCAUUGUGAUGUCAAAGUGUAAAUCAUUGUGAGGUCAAAGAGUGAAAUCAUUGUGAUGUCAAAGAGUGAAAUCAUUGUUAGGUCAAAGAGUGAAAUCAUUGUUAGGUCAAAGAGUGAAAUCAUUGUUAGGUCAAAGAGUGAAGUCAUUGUUAGGUCAAUGAGUGAAGUCAUUGUUAGGUCAAUGAGUGAAGUCAUUAUUAGGUCAAAGAGUGAAAUUAUUAUUAUGUCCAAGAGUGAAAUAAUUGUUAGGUCAAUGAGUGAAAUUAUUAUUAUGUCAAAGAGUGAAAUCCUUGUUAUAUCAAUGAGUGAAGUCAUUGUUAGGUCAAUGAGUGAAAUCAUUGAUAUGUCAAAGAUUAAUAUCAUUGUCAUGUCAAAGAUUAAUAUCAUUGUUAUGUCAAAUAGUGAAAUCAUUAUUAUGUCAAAGACUGAAAUCAUUGUUAUGUCAACGAGUGAAAUCAUUGUUAUGUCAAAGAUUAAUAUCAUUGUCAUGUCAAAGAUUAAUAUCAUUGUAAAAGUAAAAGCAUUGUUAUGUCAAGGACUGAAAUCAUUGUGAUGUCAAGGACUGAAAUCAUUGUUAGGUCAAAGACUGAAAUCAUUUGUUAAACAUAUCUUCCAGGCUGCAUUGUUGAAUACAAUGACAUACUUUUGUAAAAACAAUCAACAUAUGAGUUAUACUUCCUACAUGAGGAUAACAGUAAGGUGUUCAUUGACGUACGGCCUGUUGCCUUUUGGUUGUAAUCCAAGAUCUGGCGUGGCGCCCAGAUGCCUCUUUCAAUAAGGUGGACUGUUCAAAGGGCACACAGCAGCGCCUGUGGCGUUAAGCGGGACUUGAAUCAUCACGGAUAAAGUUCAUUGGGCACAACACGUUUACUACACGAAAAUUAUGAUACAAGGUUACUACAUGAACUACAUUUUGUAUUCUCAAAGCAAAUGAUCGAACAACUUUAGUGGCGGCAUUCAAAGACACGACGCGACCUUUCAUAUAGGGCAAUUGUACUACAUUCGAAAUAAGGCAAUUGUACUACAUUCGAUAUAAGGCAAUUGUACUACAUUCGAUAUAAGGCAAUUGUACUACAUUCGAUAUAAGACAAUUGUACUACAUUCGAUAUAAGGCAAUUGUACUACAUUCGAUAUAAGGCAAUUGUACUACAUUCUAUAUAAGGCAAUUGUAUUACAUUCGAUAUAAGGCAAUUGUACUACAUUCGAUAUAAGGCAAUUGUACUACAUUCGAUAUAAGGCAAUUGUACUACAUUCGAUAUAAGGCAAUUGUACUACAUUCGAUAUAAGGCAAUUUGUACUACAUUCGAUAUAAGGCAAUUGUACUACAUUCGAUAUAAGGCAAUGUACUACAUUUCAUGUCAGGCAAUUGUACUACAUUUCAUGUCAGGCAAUUGUCCUACAUUUGAUAUAAGGCAAUUGUAGUACAUUUGAUAUAAUGCAAUUAUACUACAUUUGAUAUGAGGAAAUUGUACUACUUUUGAUUGAAGGCAAUUGUGCUACAUUUCAUAUAAGGCAAUCGUACUACGUUGAUAUAAGGCAAUUGUACUGCAUUUUGUUUAAGGCAAUUGUACUACGUUUCUUAAGGCAAUUAUACCACGUUUCAUAAGGCAUUUGUGCUACAUUUCAUAUAAGGCAAUUGUACUACGUUUCAUAUAAGGCAAUUGUACUGCAUUUGGUUUAAGGCAAUCCUACUACGUUUCAUAUAAGGCAAUUGUACUGCAUUUGGUUUAAGGCAAUUGUACUACGUUUCUUAAGGCAAUUAUACCACGUUUCAUAAGGCAUUUGUGCUACAUUUCAUAUAAGGCAAUUGUACUACGUUUCAUAUAAGGCAAUUGUACUACGUUUCAUAUAAGGCAAUUGUACUACGUUUCAUAUAAGGCAAUUGUACUACGUUUCAUAUAAGGCAAUUGUACUGCAUUUGGUUUAAGGCAAUUGUACUACGUUUCUUAAGGCAAUUAUACUACGUUUCUUAAGGCAAUUAUACCACGUUUCAUAAGGCAUUUGUGCUACAUUUCAUAUAAGGCAAUUGUACUACAUUUGGUUUAAGGCAAUUGUACUACGUUUCAUAUCAGGCAAUUGUACUGCAUUUGGUUUAAGGCAAUUGUUGUUGUUGUUCGUCCGUCGAAGUCGACAAGGACCAUCGAAUCAUCCGGUUAGGGGCGGGCGGGGGGGGGGGGGUUGGGAUUAUGGUGAGCUCUUAUGUGGCUUGUUAGACCGAUCCUUGCUCGGAAUAAUCUAUGACACCGUGGGCAUGGAAUAGUUGCUUCAGGCGAUGACCUAAUGUUGCUCUUUCGGACAAGCCUGCGUGCCUCAGCUGUGGUUAUUCUCUUAGCUCCUUGGGAUUUAGCACCCUUCUUGACAGCAGCUCUCCAUCUGGCAAUUGUACUACGUUUCUUAAGGCAAUUAUUCCACGUUUCAUAAGGCAUUUGUACUACAUUUCAUAUAAGGCAAUUGUACUAAAUUUCAUAUAAGGCAAUUGUACUACGUUUCAUAUAAGGCAAUUGUACUACGUUUCAUAUAAAGUAAUUGUACUAUCUGCCAUAUAAGACAAUGAUACGACCUUCCAUAUAAGGCAAUGAUACUACUUUCCAUAUAAAGCAAUGAUACUAUCUUCCAUAUAAAGCAAUGAUAUUAUCUUCCAUAUCAGGCAAUGGACACAAUUGUCCGACAAUAAAUAGUAUCAAUUUCAUCCAAAUUAUAUACGAUAGUCGUCGAAUUGUAUAUGGCAUUGGAACAUUAUAUACGAUAGUCGUCGAAUUGUAUAUGGCAUUGGAACAUUAUAUACGAUAGUCGUCGAAUUGUAUAUGGCAUUGGAACAUUAUAUACGAUAGUCGUCGAAUUGUAUAUGGCAUUGGGACAUUAUAUACGACAUACAAUUGAUAUUUAAUUAUAUGCGGCAGUCCAUUUAUGAAAUUCCUUAAACUAUAUUUGACAAUCCAUAAUUUGCGAAAUUCAAUAAAUUGUAUGUAACAGUCUGUAAAUUAAAUGAGUCAUUUAAUAAAUUAUAGUCGACACUAAAUGAAUCGUACGCGACAUUUAUUAUAAGGAUCUCAUUGUCUAUAAAUUAAAUGCAACAUUUAAUACAUUGUGACAUUCCAUUUUAGUUAUAGAUUCUGCCCCAGUUUGCUUGAAUAAUCUUGACAUUUCUUCUUUUCAGCUACUAUGAUACCAGACGUCCAUCGUUCAUCGUUGUUGGAUGCCCACGCGAUUUGUGCACACCUGGACUCCAGUGACCUGGCUCGCUCUGGUUACAAAUGAUAUAAGUUCCCUGUGGCGGGGAAAGAUUAGCACCCUCGCAAACAGGGCUCGCCAUUUUGAUGCUGUGUCUCCUCUUGACGAGAGGGGGUCGGUCAUUUUGUUAAGCUUGUAUAGCUGGCCUCGCGCCAUCUGGUACCAACAUAAAUAUCUGCUGAAGCGGUACUGAGGUGGGUAAGAGCCGGUAGAUGACAACAAAAAGCAAUAACAGACUUUACACAUGUCGUGGGAUUUGAUCCAGCGUCCCUGUGUUAUUGGUGGCAACACCUUGUUAUCUGGUGGAUCUGGUUAACUCGGUUCAGGACAAGCUAUGUCCACACAACAAGGUCGGGUCUAAGAUGGCCCCGUGCGACGACAACAAUGAGAUCACACGGGAACUUCAGUUCGGUUGUUUGGUUUUAAUCCUUUCGGUUACUAAGCCUCUGUAAUUAAAUGUGGAGUUAUCAAAAUAAGAAAUUAAUCUUAAUAUUUCGUUACAGGAUUUAAACAGCGCUGCUGAUCUAUAGGUUUGUGUUAGGUAAUGUACUAGGCAGAAUUCAACAAGUAGGUUUCAGGUAGUAUUGGGAUAACACUUGUUAUAGAAUGCUAACAAUGUCCUUGUUUUAUUUUUCUUGGAAUGAUACCAACACGACGUCACUUCUAUAAGUGAGCUGCGACGUCACUCGUGCUAGCGAUCCCUGACCUGAACAAUGGAUCACGUCAACAGUAACUACGUCCCGAACGCGACCCACGACGGCGUGACCAAAGGUCGUGGCGUGACCGGACACGACCUGGAAGCGUACACGGUCGUGCUGUCCGUGGCCGCCCACCUGCUGUCCAUGCUGUUCGGUGGGGGCAGCAGCGUGACCGUGAUCAUCGCCAUCACCACGCGGCGCAACAUCAACAAGUACAGCUACACGCUGGUGCUGACGCUCUUCCUCGCCUGCUGCUGCCUCAACUUUGUCUGGAGCCCGCUCGAGAUCGCCGACCUCAUCAUGUACCACUACGUUCACCGGCAUCCGUGCGGCGGCUUCCUGGCCGUCAAGACGGCCGCGUACAUCUUUCUCGUCUUGGUCCUCGGCCUGGUCAUCGUGCUCCUGUCCGCCGAGGGCAUAGUCAGGAUGAAGAACAAAUACGGUCGGGUGCUGCGGAAGCUGUGGCCGUUGUUAACGUGCGUCUUCGUCCUUUUCCUCUCCGCGUUUCUCACGGCGGUGUUCGCCACCAUGUGCUCGCGGCACGUCGGUGGAUUGGAGGCGUCCUACGUGCUGGAGGACGGCGACGCGAGGUCGACCUUCCUGGCCCUGGUCACGUUCGCGUUUGGCGCCACACUGCUCACCCUCGCCGCGCUUGGCCUGGUGCUCCUCAAGGAGAUGGUCUACUGGGAGGACGGGCGACCACACUUCCGACAGAAGAACAUGAAACUGACCAUUCCGGAAUUCCUCAUCAGCCAGUCAAAUGCGUGUGCUGAUAACGACGGCGGGUUCGAGCCCAGUCAGAGCGGGACGCCCUCGCCGUCCACGCCCAAGCUGUUGAUGGUCAGUGACCCGGACACGGCCUCCAUUAAGGGCGAGGACGCCAACACGAUAUCGGAGCUACCCAGUCCAAUCAUCAAGCCCAUGGGCAACCGACUGGGCAUCAACAUGGCACAGGUAGGAGAUUACUACCUGAUUAUCUGUUUAUUAAUAGUUGCGUUCAAUCUGGGAAAAGUAUUUCUUCAAAACGUAAUGAUAGGAAUGCGUUAUGUUAAUAUGAGGCAAAUCAUUUUUAUUGAAUUAUUUUUCUACAAAGGUUUCUCCGCCAAUUUUGAACUCUGCACCCCUGCGAAUUGUUUGACUAAGUAUUGCACCCCAUAAGAAUUGUUUGACAAAGUAUCGCAUUCCAUAAGAAUUAUUUGACUAAGUAUCGAACCCCAUAAGAAUUGUUGGACAAAGUAUCGCACCCCAUAAGAAUUGUUUGACUAAGUAUCGCACCCCAUAAGAAUUGUUUGACUAAGUAUCGCACCCCAAAGAAUUGUUUGACUAAGUAUCGCACACCAUAAGAAUUGUUUGACUAAGUAUCGCAAACCAAAGAAUUGUUUGACUAAGUAUCGCACCCCAUAAGAAUUGUUGGACAAAGUAUCGCACCCCAUAAGAAUUGUUUGACUAAGUAUCGCACCCCAUAAGAAUUGUUUGACUAAGUAUCGCACCCCAUAAGAAUAGUUUGACAAAGUAUCGCACCCCAAAAAAGAAUUGUUUGACGAAGUAUCGCACCCCAUAAGGAUUGUUUGACAAAGUAUCGCACCCCAUAAGAAUUGUUUGACUAAGUAUCGCACCCCAUAAGAAUUGUUUGACUAAGUAUCGCACCCCAUAAGAAUAGUUUGACUAAGUAUCGCACCCCAAAGAAUAGUUUGACUAAGUAUCGCACCCCAAAGAAUUGUUUGACUAAGUAUCGCACCCCAUAAGAAUAGUUUGACUAAGUAUCGCAGCCCAUAAGAAUAGUUUGACUAAGUAUCGCACCAACGAACGAAUCGUUUGACUAAGUAUCGCACCCCAUAAGAAUAGUUUGACUUAGUAUCGCACCCCAUCAGAAUUGUUUGACUAAGUAUCGCACCCCAUAAGAAUUGUUUGACUAAGUAUCGCACCCCAUAAGAAUUGUUUGACUAAGUAUCGCACCCCAAAGAAUUGUUUGACUAAGUAUCGCACCCGAUAAGAAUUGUUUGACUAAGUAUUGCACCCCAUAAGAAUAGUUUGACUAAGUAUCGCAGCCCAUAAGAAUAGUUUGACUAAGUAUCGCACCAACGAACGAAUCGUUUGACUAAGUAUCGCACCCCAUAAUAAUAGUUUGACUAAGUAUCGCAGCCCAUAAGAAUAGUUUGACUAAGUAUCGCACCAACUAACGAAUCGUUUGACUAAGUUUCGCACCCCAUAAGAAUAGUUUGACUAAGUAUCGGAGCCCAUAAGAAUAGUUUGACUAAGUAUCGCACCAACGAACAAAUCGUUUGACUAAGUUUCGCACACCAAAUCAAAAUUAUUUUUUUUAAAGGUCGGUUGAAUAUCAAUAUAUUUUAUCUUAAUAAAAUGAGAGCAAUAGGGCUUACAAAAUAAAAGUUUCCUUUACAACAUAUAGGACAGAGUGUUUGGAGCCCGUAGCCAGAGCGUUUGGAGCCCGUAGCUAGAGUGUUUGGAGCCCGUAGCCAGAGUGUUUGGUGUUUGGAGCCCGUAGCCAAAGUGUUUGGAGCCCGUAGCUAGAGUGUUUGGAGCCCGUAGCAAGAGUGUUUGGAGCCCGUAGCUAGAGUGUUUGGAGUAUUGAAUUGUGUGCAUCCACUAGACUGGCGCCCGGGGAAAUAUGCCCCCCAUAUGCCCCCCCCCCCGCUGCCCACCCUUACCUACGACUCUGGAAACACUUGGUCAAAACGUGACGCUAUAUUUCAACCAUAAAACGAAUGGCCUUUUGAAAUAUCUAGUUCCGUCCUAUUAUUGGCCAGCGGUUGCUGCAAUCUUACCGUCAGUCUGCUCUAUGGUCGCCAGUUUAGUGACUCGGCUGUUGGGGAGAGGGGGGGGGUGUCCAGAGGCCUUAAUGCAGAUACGAUUAAGUAGUGGGCUGUGGUGGGAGUACACAGCUGGCCCGGGGUUCAUUAAUAAGCUUUCUGAGUCACCCACCUAAGUUAGCCACCAAAGCCAACCGUUUUUCAGGGAAGAGGGGGGAGAGUAUGUCAGACAUUGAGCCAAAUGUCAGACAUAUAGCCACAUGUUAGACAUAGAGCCAAAUGUCAGACAUAGAGCCAAAAGGCUUAAGGGCCGAGAGCGGUUGUUAACAUUUUCAUGGACCCAAUCAAGAUGCGUCAGUUCGAAAUAAAAUUAAGGCUUAAAAAAAAAAAAAAAAAAUAAAAUUAAACACUCUUGUAUUGUAUUAUUUAUGGGGCUCAAUCUCCCCCCCCCCCUUUUUUUAUUUUUUCACUCGGCCAGUCUGGUCAAAUGUAUGGGUAAAUUGAAAUAAAUAAUAUUUAAAAAUGUCAUUGUCAAAGUCCAAGGAUAUAACCAACAUAACAGGUAAAGAAUCGUCGUUCUUAAGGUUUCAUGUGUGGUCAAGCAUUUGUAAACUUAACACCCCGUGUUAGCCAAAUCUUACCCUACUGUCAUGCAAGUGAUACGAUCGAAAUGCUUGUAAAGGAACGAUAUGUAGAGCUAAACUGGAGGUACUUUAUGUAGAGCUAAACUGAGGGUACUUUAUGUAGAACUAAACUGAAGGUACUUUAUGUGUAGCUAAACUGAAUGUGCUUUUGGUAGAGCUAAACUGAAUAUACUUUAUGUAGAGGUCAACAGAAUGUACUUUAUGUAGAGCUAAACUGAGGGUACUUUAUGUAGAGUUCAACUGAGGGCAAUUUAUGUAGAGUUAAACUGAAGGUACUUUAUGUAGAGCUAAACUGAAGGUACUUAGAGCUAAGCUGAAUAUACUUUAUGUAGAGGUUAACAGAAGGUACUUUAUGUAGAGAUCAACAGAAGGUACUUUAUGUAGAGCUAAACUGAAGGUACUUAGAGCUAAGCUGAAUAUACUUUAUGUAGAUGUCAAAAGAAGGUACUCUAUGUUUCUGUAGAGCUAAACUGCGGUGAUUGAGCCAUGUCAUAUGAGCAUAAACUAAAAGUUGCUGUGGCCCUGCCUGACACAGAUUUCAUAUUUUCCAACAGGUUCUAGGCCGCCGCCGCCACACCAUCUGUCAGAUCAGCGACUCCAGCAACGUGUCCACGCCGGCUGACCCCAUCUCCAAGGCCAAGCAAUACAACUACGUCAGAAAGUUCUCGGUAGAUAUCUCAGCGCUGCAGGCGCAACUGCAAAACCCCAAAAUCUUCAAGGACGCUCCAUUCCAAUCAGACAUUGACCUCACCAAAAGGUCGCCAGCGGAAGGAUCUAAACCCGCUGCCCCGAGGCCCCUGUUGCCGCUAAAGCCACUGUCGUUGAAAUUUGACGAAAAAGAGGAGAGGGUUAAGACGGCGGAGGAUGAGAAACACACGAAGGAGCCCGGCAGGGCAGGCCUCAACAUUCCACCACCUCCGAUGAUCACGGUGUCCAACGAAGACACCCAGUCCAACCACUUAGACAUGGACAUGCCCAGUGAUGUCCACGGUUCGGAUAUUCCAAAUGAUAUCCAUGGAUCCGAUAAAACAAAUGAUACCGAUGUCACGGAUAUCCAGAUUGAUAUCCACGGCUCAAGAGAAUCAUUCCACCAGCAGACUAAGCUGAAUUCACGCGCCAACAGCGUGGCCCAGAAACCCACGUCGCUGGCGUUUAAGGACACCACUUCGACAGAAGAGCACGUCUCCGUGCCGACACUGGAGAGCGCCCAGAGCGAUCCCAGUGACACGGAGUCCGAGGGCCAGAAAAUGGCGCGGCUGACUCUCCUCAUGUGCUUAACUUUUGUCCUCAACAUGCUGCCCGUGUUUAUUACGGAGGCGCUGCAAACCACGCUGAGCCGGCACGCUUUCAUCAACAUCUCCACCUGCACCCUGGCCGUCUCGGCCAUCCAGACCAUCGUGUACCCGCACCUGAUCGCGUGCAGCGACGACGUGGUGCACAGGGCCGUGCACAAGUUGAAGCUCCGACUGAGGAACGUGUGCUCGUGUGGUACGGACCGCCAGUCGCACUGCCAGGUGGAGGAGAGUUCGAGCACGAGCCAGGUGUAGGGUACGGGGAUACUCCGGGACGAUAAGGUCAUGAGAGGGACAUUCCACUGCAAGGUGGCUGCCGUGGGGAGAAAUUCAACUCUACCCAAAACAACGUUCGAGGGUAAGCGUAUUUGGUAUUGCAAGCGGGUUUCAGUGGCGGAACUUUCAACAACAAGAAUGUGGCUAUGUACACCUAUCAGGAGUGGGAGGGUCACGAGAAAGAGAAGAUUUUGUUUGGAGAUAAAGCCCCGAAUUCGGUGUAGUACCUACAAGCGUCAACAAGUUUCUUCACACACCUGGAUUCUCAAGUGAUUUGGGUGUAGUGCCUAAAGGUGUUAACAAGUUUACUCACACACCUGGAUUCUCACGUGAGUUGGGUAUAACACCUGAAGGUGUCAACACGUUUACUCGAGCAAGCUCACUCGUACACCUGGAUUCUCCCUGAGUUGGGUGUAGUAACUUUAGGUGUCAAUGUUAUCAACGGUGCAUGUGGAUUUUCGCUAGUCCAGACUUAAUUUUUCAAUCUCGGACCAUGAACAACAUUGAACUAUAACAUCCCGUUUACAGACACAAACCUCUUCUCGCCACAUUUAAA
Messenger RNA from Lymnaea stagnalis (great pond snail), 10540 nucleotides. Lineage: Eukaryota; Metazoa; Mollusca; Gastropoda; Lymnaeidae. The record is from the annotation of a GenBank genome assembly.